Drosophila novamexicana is the source of this 1980-nucleotide messenger RNA. RefSeq lists its product as uncharacterized. Lineage: Eukaryota; Metazoa; Arthropoda; Insecta; Diptera; Drosophilidae. The coding region runs from base 603 to 1853 and encodes 416 amino acids. The transcript is spliced from 6 exons. The record is from RefSeq and is a predicted model, not a curated record.
UAUUAUCAGUACCAGUCGCCGCUUCUGCUCUGAGCGCCACCCAAAUAUUUACAGUUUCGGCUCUGCAGCUGCUCGUUCGGGCCCGUGUGCCAUCGUGAUGCUGUGUCCGGUUGUGUGUGUAACUGUGUGUGCGUGUGUGCGUGCGACCGUUUGACGGUUUAAUUUGAAUUUCGAAAAUAUUCAACAAAGAUGCUGCCGAUCGGAAAAACGCAACCAAAGCAAAACGAAGAAGAACGCGUAAGCGAGUGAAGCGCAUUGCCUGAUAAAUUGAACCGAGAUUAAAAACGGGACAAAAUCGUUCACGUCUAAUCGUGUCGCCAUUAUCUCUCUCUCUCUCUCUCCCUCCCACACGUGCGUGCUUGCGUGCGUGCGCGUGUGCAUGUGUGCUGUGCGUGUGUGCCAAACAAUUAAUUAGCAUUUAAAUCGCUCAUUUAUCUGCGAUCUGCUGCGGCCCAAUCAAAGCCAAAAGCCAAACAGCGUUAGAAAGAGAAAGAACGAGAAUAGCCGAAAAGCCGAAAAACUGUGUUGCCCCCACCAAAAAAACCAAAAUAAAGGAGUUCCAAACGCACUUUGUAUCGAAAAACAAAAAAAAAGCCAACAAAAUGUUUGCCUGCUUGCAGCUGCUCGCCGCGCUCUGCGUCAUCGGCACUUUAAUAGAUUUCACAGACGGACUGCGUCUGGUCGAGGUGCGCAUACCGAACUACGUGAUUAAGGGCGCCACAGCACAGCUGGAGUGCCUAUACGAUCUGGACGGCGAGGCGCUCUAUUCGGUCAAAUGGUACAAGGAUGGCAAUGAGUUCUAUCGCUAUGUGCCCAGGGAUAAUCCGCCGGCGCAAACGUUCCGUUUGCCAGGUGUUGCUGUCGAUUUGCACAACUCGAGCGACGCGAUUGUUAACCUGCACAACGUCAAUCUGCAGUCGGCGGGCCGUUUCCGGUGCGAGGUAUCCGGCGAGGCGCCAUCCUUUCAAACGGUCACCGAGCACGGCGACAUGGUUGUUGUAUCUCUGCCGGAUCAGGGACCGCCAAAAAUAAUUGGGGGACGUCCGCGUUAUCAAAUUGGCGACUGGGUGCGCAUCAAUUGCACCGCCGGCCGCUCCAAGCCAGCCGUCAAUCUGUCCUGGUUCGUCAACGGCGAGCCCGCCGAGCCGCAGAAGCUGCGAAAAUUCGAGACUAUCGUAUCGGGCCGCGAGGGCCUCGAAACCUCUGUGCUGGGCCUUCAGUUUCGCGUGGAGCAGCAGCAUUUUCGCAACGGUGACAUGAAGCUAAAGUGUGUGGCGGCGCUUUCGACCUUCUACUGGCGCAGCAACGAGGAGUCUGUCGAGGGCGACCGACCGCAGAAGGCGCCGGUAUUGGAGUCGCGCGAAAGCGACAGCGCCUUCGCCAGCAACUCGCGCGCCGAUCCGGUGCAAGGUAUGUCAUACCGGGAAUUAUUUGUUACCAAACUCUUAUCGCUUUUCAUUCAAUCAAACGCAGCCAGCAAAACGGACUCGCUCCUAAUGGCCCGUGCGCCCAGUGCGCUGCUGUUGCUGGCGCUGGCCACGGCCGCCACCUUGGCCGGCGGCGGCAUCAUUAUAUCCUGGCCAGCGUCCAUGCACAGCAAGGCCGGGGCCCGAUUGAAUCGCGGUUCGGUCACAAAUAUUGUUGUUGAUCUCGCUAAUGGUAAUGCGUCCAAAGAUAAGGUCAGAGUUAAAGAUAAGCGCGUGCAGCUCGAGUUGCUGCCCGCGGCCAAGCAAAAGCUCCAGCUGAUCCUGCGCCAGCUGCGACGCUCAGCGAGCGACGCGUCGUCAGCGGCAGCAGCAGCGGCUGUUGCAGCAACCGCGCAGCGGCGACAGAUGCUGCUGACUGCGCGGUAGCUGCAUUAAGCUGGCCGCCCAUGCACUCAGCCCCGCCCAUUUUUCCAAUGAAUUUCCGUCUUCGCUUCGCAGAAAAUAAAAAUCAAAAAAAUAGAAAUGAAAACCAAAAAAAAAAAAAAAAAACAAA